UUUCCUAACCCUUGUUUCCUAAUCCGCCUCUUCCAAUGCUCCUCCUCUUUGUGAUAUCUACUCCGCCGCCUGAAUAUUCUUCCCUUUUGUGAACUCUCAUUUCUUUCGUCUCCUGUUGUGGGUAAUCAAUGAUCUUCCAUGGUUAGCGUGUAUCACCUAUCUUCUGUAGCUUCAACAUGUGAGUGGUCCGGUUCAAUGUUUCAGCUGGACUGUACGAGGUGCUUAGUCAAUAGAAAGUUUGUUAAUCUUAAAGGUCGAGGUGGAAAGGAAUUGAUGGUUAUCGAGUUGUAUCUCCGGUUGGUUAACAAACAUUGCUGCUCUUUGGAUUCAGAUUUGACCGUGUAUCCCUCAAAUUUUGCUGGUGGCCCUUUUUUUAGCUGCCCGGAUUCUGCCCAGGCCUCUUAUUCGCUGUUCGUGUUCAAGAUUGCAUAGUGGUGAAGUCGCCCCUGCUCAUUUUCGCCUCAGUCGCUGCCCUUAAGAAGGUAACACUCCUUCCUUUUCAGCGUUCUCCUCGCCUCUGCUCCCAUCUCGAUUCGAUAUUUUUCGAUGUCGGAAAAGCUUUGUUAUAUGGCCAUUUAUUAUUAGUUAUUGCCGGUUUGUUGAAUGCUUCAAUGCGAUAUAUCUGUCCUAUGUGAUUCCAUUAUGUGGUCGGGUCAAAGUUUUAUAGAUUCACAUCUUAUAUUUGUAUUCCUCUGUUAAUCUUGGUUUGUCUUCAUCGGUUAUGAAUAUGUAAUAGUUUGAGAAAUGUUUGCAAUUUUAAGCUUCUAAAACGGCUUUCUAUUCCUUUGAUCUCGUCCUUAAUGUCGAACCCCCCUAGCUUCCUAUUUCAUAAAUGACUUGUGUGAAAUUCUAAUGUUGUGAUAUACUGAUUUGCCUAUGUUAAUACUAUUUUCCAAUUGUUAAAACAACCCUUUUUCCUCCGUAUGAUUUAAAAAAUGGCAUUACCUUGGGUGUGGCAUGCAUUUGGCAUAGUUUGUCAUUGUGUUAAACAAUAUUGCUCAAACAGUAACCUUUCCAGUGAAUAUCUUGUCUAUUUAUGCCUAUUUGAGCUUCUGUUCGACGUGCUUGAUUCAGUAAUUGAAUAAUGAUGUUAUCGUGUUUGGUUAUUUGGAUAUAGCAAUAUUAUCUCCCUAUUCAAAAAAUAAUUUUGGGUCUGAGUAGUGCUGAUCGAUUACUUGCUCGGAAACAUCCUUGUUUGGUAUAUAUAUUUCACGUAGAAUGUGUUUAUUUAUGGGUUCAAUAGUAAAAAAAAAAAUUUCCUUAGUUGCUCCUUGCUCAACUGACUAUAAACAAAUGUGUGUAUUGAAAAGGGUUGAAUUAUUUCUCUCGAAUCUGUUUCUAUUUAUUCCUUUUGUUAUUUUUGUUAUUUUCUUUAUUUUUAUUUUGUUGUCCAUAUGCCUAUGAUGCCAGCUACUAUAUUGAUUUUGUCAAUUUCCAAUGAUCAAUGUAGUUAUUUCUUCAAAGCUUUUAAUGCUCAACAUUACUCGGCAUGAAAUACUUUAAUAGGGUUAAGUGUCUUAAAUCAGUUUAGUCUUGUUAUCAAUUUGGAUAAUAUUUUAACUCCUUAUUUCUCCUUUGUUUGCAUGUGAAAUCCGCUCGAGUUCACUACGAACUCCUAUCUUCUCUCUUGCAUUUCGGGGGGAGCCUUAAGGGCUCAAAUUCCUUUUUCAUCGAGUCGGCCAGCCUAUUAAGAAUCGAUGAACAGGUUUCGAAGUUGAAAGAAAAGUAGAGCAGAUCGGGAGUUGAAAAGGAUUGGGCCAAAAGCCCGCCUCUAUUAUUUCUGAAUUGUAUUUUGUUAUAUUGGGCCUAAGCCCCCUCGUCAUUAUAUAUUAUUAUUGCGUUAGUUCUUAGGACAGGUGAAAUUUGGGCCAGAGGCCCAAAGGAAAUUAUUUCUUUUAAUUUUGGACAGGUGCCGCUCAAAUGGGCCUUUGGCCUAAAACGAAAAUGGGCCCAAGUGCUGGCCUAGGCGGACAGAAAACCAGACUUGGGCCCAAAUUCCCCUUUUUUACUUUAUUAGUGUUUAUUUGUCAAUGUGUUACUAAAUCUUAAGGUUUUAAAACUCAAA
Solanum tuberosum (potato) is the source of this 2065-nucleotide messenger RNA. RefSeq lists its product as uncharacterized. The coding region runs from base 139 to 432 and encodes 97 amino acids. The transcript is spliced from 4 exons. NCBI's taxonomy places the organism in Eukaryota, Viridiplantae, Streptophyta, Magnoliopsida, Solanales, Solanaceae. The record is from RefSeq and is a predicted model, not a curated record.